AUGGUGGCAAUGCCGUUGGUUAUUAUUUACAACGCCGAUGAUAAUUAUGAGUCACACUGUCCAUCAGGCCUUGUUUUUUACUCUGAUCGUAAGGUAUGUGACCUACCCUCAUCUGAGUGCGGGUUCGCAACGGAUACCCCAGUUAACGCCGAUUCAGUAGCCCAAUCUUCAGCUACCUUACCGCCAAACACUCAAAUGCCAAUAGACUCAGGUCCGAUUGACUGUUCAACUCGAAGAGAUGGUGUUUACGGCCGUCCCUGUGCAAAUACAUUCAUUUACUGUUCAAACAGUCGACCGCAAUCAAUGAACUGUCCGUCUGGUCUUCUUUUCAAUGCGAAGAUAUUAGCGUGUGAUUUUCCAUCAUCGGAAUGUUCAAUUUCGACCGCACCAGCCUUUAUGCCCACUUUAGCUGUACCCGUGGCAGCCGACAGCAAUACUGACCGGCCGUGGUCCAAAAGUGUCCAAACGCUCGGACAAACUGAAGCUCAUCAACAGCAGCAAGAACCACCAGUAGUAGAUUGUUCAGUGCAGAAAGAUGGAGUUUAUGGUGUGCAUUGCUCUCCAACAUUCAUGCAAUGCUCUAAUGGCAAACCGUUCGUUAUGGUUUGUCCAAACGGCCUCGUUUUCGAUGACCAGUCUUCAAAAUGCGAUUUCCCGAAGCUUCAGUGUCAGAAUCAAGCAUCGAGUUCGAUAAUUUCAUUGGAACCUACAGUGAAAUCUUUGAUUGAGACUACACAAACACCACAGACUGAACCACACUCUGUGCCUGGAUCUGCAGUGGAUUGCAGUAAAUUGCCGACAGGGGAUUACUCGUUGGGUUGUUUUACUGAAUACGUUACGUGCUUAAGUGGCACGUUGAUAAGACGCUUUUGCCCUCAAGGUCUCGUCUUCUCUGAGAGGAGACGUUUCUGCGUAUGGCCUCAAGAGUGUGUUGAAAGUGAAGGUUCAAUGGAUUGUUCUUAUUUACCUGAUGGGCUCUAUGGUGGAUCAUGUUCAACAGUGUUCGCUGAAUGUUCAAAUUCAAAAGCGAAGAUAUUCAAAUGUCCAUCUGGACUACUUUUCGAUGCGUUGUCAAGACAGUGUGAAUACCCAAGCGAUACUUGUAUGUCCGUCAUAGCGCCACGUCCAUUUGCAACCACUCAGCCAACGGCAUCUGCUGGACCAAUGGAUGCGUCAGCAAUGGUGGAUUCAUCACCUUCACAUGCAAACGACGUUGCUUUCGACUGUGCUCACCAUUCAGAUGGUGACUACUCAUUGGGAUGUGCCUCUCGAUAUAUUACUUGCAUAGGCGGUAUUGCGCACAUACGUUAUUGUCCAUCAAAACUUGUUUAUGAUUCUAUCAUGAAGCAGUGUGUAUGGCCUGAACAGUGUCGCCCAACGGCCGCACAGCAAAUGCCAACUGGUCAAUCCACAUUCAUGCCUCAACCAAGCUUUCAACCUACAUCUCUGCCAACGCAACUCCCGUCGACAGAAGGUGAU
Messenger RNA from Anisakis simplex (herring worm), 1479 nucleotides. Lineage: Eukaryota; Metazoa; Nematoda; Chromadorea; Rhabditida; Anisakidae. The record is from the annotation of a GenBank genome assembly.